This is a messenger RNA of Brassica rapa (field mustard), 736 nucleotides long. RefSeq lists its product as uncharacterized. Lineage: Eukaryota; Viridiplantae; Streptophyta; Magnoliopsida; Brassicales; Brassicaceae. The record is from RefSeq and is a predicted model, not a curated record.
GGAAACACGAGUAGUGCUUUGAUUUGGGCCACAAGUAAAUAAACUAACAAAGGAAAGCAGAAGCCCUAAUUUUACACCCAAAGGAAGCACUCAGCGGAACAAAAGAUGAUGAUGAAGCACGCGCAAAUGAUUUUGGCCAAGUAUUGUCGGAAAGGGAUCUCAUCCAUCGCCUCUUCCCCCAUGUCCACGAGGGUCAAGCAUGCUUGGGAGGAGCAGGACGGAUUAGUUCUUGGUUUAGCGUUCUUUGGUGGAUGGUUCGUCAAAGCUUCCAUAAAUCUUUUAAAGAGAAGAGAGGAUUGGUAUAGAGUACACAGAUUUUUUGAUGAUGAGAAGAAGCGUCUUGACGUGCCCGUAAUGAAAAGGAACUGGAUGAUAAUGUCUAGGCGACAAUUGAUUGUCUUUUGUGUUGCCUUGUUUGGUGUUUUUUCCGCACUCUCGUACUAAUUUAAUAGUGGCUUGCUUCUGGUCUUGUGUUAGUUUGGUGUUUUGAAACUGUUUUUUUUUCUUCUUCAUCUCCAUCCUAUAUAUAUAUGUUGCAAACCUACUCUGCUUUCUUUUCUACGUUAUAUAUCUGACAAACAAAAUUUAUACCAUGGUGCUUCCCGAAGAAAAAAAAAUUAUAUAUUUACUUUUCAUUUGUGGUUGAAUUACAAAAUAAGGAGCUACAUCACAUUAUCAAAAAGGAAGAAGUAAGUGUUUCAUUGUUAUAAAUCUUACGGUUUUUUUCCUACAGCAA